Messenger RNA from Centropristis striata (black sea bass), 378 nucleotides. Its product is annotated as otospiralin-like. Gene Ontology annotation, biological process: sensory perception of sound. NCBI's taxonomy places the organism in Eukaryota, Metazoa, Chordata, Actinopteri, Perciformes, Serranidae. The transcript has 4 exons. The coding region runs from base 1 to 378 and encodes 125 amino acids. The record is from RefSeq and is a predicted model, not a curated record.
AUGGAGAGAUGCAGUCGUCAUCCUGAGAUCAGUCAGAGGAAGAAGGACGACGGAGGGGACAACAAGCGUAAUCUCCUGCUGAUCCGCAUGCACGCUUUGUACCUGUCCGUGCUGUUCUAUUUUCUUCUCCUCGGUCUCCUGCCUCCUAUAGGAGCAGAGGAGAGCGAUGCUGCCAGCAGCAGAGGGGAGAGGGAGAAACGAAGCCCACCCUACUGGGGCAUGUGGUCCUCAGACUUUUUUGGGUGGUUGGAGGAGCUGCGAACUCAGGCCGCUCACGAUGGGAUGCAGGACCUGGCUCGUACCUUCUGGGCUCACUUCCCCAUCAGCAGCCAGCUGGGUUACGAUAGUCCGGAGUCUGACCCUCAACCUGAGGAGUGA